CCAGUCCUCAGUCAGCCUCCGAGUGGUUCGGACGUGUCUAAGGAGUCCCGCUCUUGCUUGUCUGUCCGUCUGUCUGUCUGUCUCUCUAACCUCCCUCCCCACCCCAAAACCACCCAACCCCCAAGGAGAAAAAAACCCCCCUUGAUCCUCAAGUGUCCUCUCAUAGGAUCCGAAAAGUGUCCUACUCGGAAGUGCCCCCCCGUCCCAAAAUGAGGUUCCUGCUUGGAUUGGUUAUCUGCGUGGCCCUGGCGGCUGCCGUUCCAGAUCCAGAUCCGCAGAGCGGGCUGUUUAGGGGUCGGAAGAUCGGCGGAGGCCGACCGGCCAUCGGCAGCAGGAACCGAGCGGAGGAGAAGCCAGCCACGACCAACACCCGGGCCAGCAGCGCCACCAGACCAGCCGCAGCUGCUGCCAGCCCUCCUUCCACUGCUGCCCCUUCAAGAUCUGCCCCUAUCAAGCAGGUCGACGCCAGGUGCAAUGAAAAUGCCUGCUCUCCUGGUUAUUCGAAGUUCCAGAACAGAUGUUAUAAGGUCUACGAUGCUUUGACACCAGUGGACUUCGCAACCGCCCAGAGGAAAUGUCAAGCCGACGGAGCUAUCUUGGCAGCCGACAAGACCCCUCAAGUGCACAACUUCCUGAAGACCCUCCUGAAGCCCUAUCUGUCGGAGACCGUAGACUCCCAGUACCGCCGAGCCUUCAUCGGUCUUAUGUGCCAGGACAAGUGCGAGUCUCCCACCAACUGGUUGUACGCCGAUGGUUCUCAGUGCAGCCAAAAUGACUUCUGUGACUGGCAAAAGACUGGUUCAACCAACGAAUGGAACGCCCUUCCCUCCAGCCUCUACGGAGCCUCCAUCGCCGCUAUGUUGGAUGACUUCCCUGAUACUGAUUACCGCCAGAAACUCCAGCCCUACCCUGCUGAUCACUCACUCCAGUACAUGAUUUGCGAAAAGGGUGAUGACAGCACCGACCACUUGAAGCCCCGCCAACUGGCCGUGAACGAGCGCCUCUCCAACGUGGCCGUCGAGUGGCAGCGCCCUGCCUGCAACGGAGAUAUCUCCUCCUACAUCCUCGUUCUCUUGGGCGGAACCACAUCCUACGAUACUGAAAUGAAGUGCGACACAGCCGAGUGCUCCUUCCUCCUGAAACCCGAAGAGUGCAACCACUGCAUCCACCCCAACACCGACUACACCUUCAGCGUCGCCGCCGUCCUGGCUGACUCUCAACUCGGACCUGCCAUCACCGUCAGCAAGAAAAUCGAUGUCGAGACCUGCCCCAACUUCGAGACUCCCAUCCACACCGUGUCCACCUGCCGAGGUGUGUCCGAGGUAGUCCAUGAUGGCUCCUGCGACAUCCGAAUCACCUGGAGCAAAGGAUCCAUGUGCGAAGCCGUUUGCGAGUUAGGAUACGGAUUCUUCGAGCAGCCAUCUCCAAAAUACAGCUGCGACAACGGAGGCGGCUGGCAGCCAGCUGGAAAGGCACCCGAGUGUUACGAAAUCGUACCCGUGUUCUCUGCCAACCUCCAGUUCAAGAUCAGCUACAAGCGCGCAAGCAUCGAGGACCUCCAGCACCAGUUCGAUGGCCUCGUGUACAAGUACAACGAUAUCUUCUGCCCUUACCCCGAGGAAUGCGGCAUCGGAGACCUGCAGAUCAAGAGUGCUCUGGACGAAGCCGGCGACAAGGUCAGCGAAGUGAUCAUCACCAUCGAUACACCCGUGUACAAUAUCACCGACCAGUCCGGCUUCAUCGACCUGGUGCGCGAAGCCGUGCACACCGUCACGGAGGACAACGCCUUCAUGACCCUCAUCGAUUACGACAACAUCGCCCUCGUACUGCCCGUCAAGAACGAGAGGGAGUUCAAGGCCGACCCUCAGCUCUGUUGCCACACUUGCCCAGAAGGACACGCCUACAGGCUUGGAAACUGCGUGCGAUGCCCCAACCCGGAUUGUGCCUAGAAGAGGUGAGCCCUUCCGGAAGCUGCACCAGCCCUUUUUAUACAGUACCUCAGCCCUUCAUGUGCUUCGUGGGAACUCCUCAAAGCCACGUGUGCAUCAGCAAACCAAAAUUGAUUCCGAGCCUCUUUCUCUCCCUUCUGAUCUUAGAUAUUAGAGGAAUUAGAUCCCCUUUCGAGUACGUCACCACCUUUUAGGUGUGAAUGGAUGGUACAAAGUAUGCUCACGUUAGUUGACAAAAACAAUUCGGUCUAUAGAGUCCAUCGAGCGAAAUAGAGAAAAUAGUUCUUCUUCUUGCAACAGAAACUUUUAAAAAGUUUUCGUCUGAUAAAUCAGAAUGGUCUCUCUUUCUCAUAUAUCCUUCUUGUUAUAUCACUAUAUAACAAAGUGGGACAGUGAGUCUAAAACAAUGUCACUAGUUUUUUUGUGUGUGAUUUUAUUUCUUUUAUUUUGCUGAUAACAUUCGGGGCAGUCGAUGCACAUGUGUUGUUAUCCUUCAGGUCCUUCGGCACUCCUGAGGGUGUCAGGAACCUGCUGGGUCUAUUUCUCUCUACUGUAUGACAUGAAAAUACGUUCUAUUACUCCUGCGUUUUUGUGUCCAUUUAAAAAAAAAAUAUAAAAAAAAAUAUUGCUCUACCAUUUUUCAAUUUCAUUUCGAAUUUCCAGCGAGGAUUUGUUUCUGAAAGAAGUCCUUUUCCAAAACGUAACUUUUUUUUUUUUUUUUUUUUUAACUUUAAUAAAGGUAACUUGAAUAAUGGUAGACUGUAUUUUUUAUUCAACUAAACCUCCAGAAGACGGAGCAGCCAUUUUUUUCCCCAAAAUUCAUUUCGGAUUUAUUGUACUGUCUGUUGAAAUGUAUUGCCUUAAGGAAAUCAUUAUUUUUGUAAUCAUCUCUUCCCCCCGUGCUACUUGAGUUGUGUAGAAGAGAGAGGGAGAGAGAGUUGAAGAGAGUGAGAGUGAAAGAGUUGAAGAGAGAGAGAGAGAGAGAGAGAGAGAAUGAGGUUGUACGAGUGAGCGAGAAAGUUGUGAAACCUACAGUAUUGUAAAUUACUUUGAUUCUCUAUUACAAAAUUAGUACUAACUUUUUGUAAAUGGAACUUUGAUGAUAUUUUUUUAUAUGAUGAAUGUAUGGGUGUCUCUCCUGCAUAUGCUCAUGUAAUAUACACGCACAUUGUGUCAAUGAUUUUAUAUAUAUACUGAGUUUUUUCAUAUCUCAGUGUUAGCGUAAGUUGUUAUUUAAAGAAAAAAUUAGAAUUAGGUUUAAAAGUUUUUUUCUCUCGUAGCUUUUUUUAUAGCCUGUCAUUACAAAGAAAAACUUUUUUUUACCUUUCAGUCUUUUAAGUAAGUUCAGUGUCUGAUUCUGAACAGAAACAGAUAUUGGGAUUACAAACCCUUAAUUUUUUUUAAUUAACCAAACAGAUUUAUGUAAUCAGUUUCAUCUUUAGGGACGAAUACCCAAACCUUUGUUCCCCAAAGUCUGUCAGUGAUAAUCAUUAGAAAGUAAGUCUUUGGGGCAGAUCUUUUGUGCCUUCUACUCAAUAGACUCCCUUGUCUUUUUUGUGUACCUUUUUUGCUAACAAUUAUUCCAGGGAGGCUGAAACAUGUUUCUUGUGAAAGAUUUUGUCCAAUUUUCGUAACAAGUUGCAAAAUUAAACCCUAAGGUUGUCAGUUAUUUUUGUUUUACAAAAUCAGGUAUAUAGUAUUUUAGCUAAUAUUUUUCUUCAGGAAACAGAUCCAUGCAUCAGUAUGUCAAUAAUUUUAGCCAUCUUUUUUAUAUUUUACAUUUUAUCUGUCCCAAUAACCUUAAACCUGCACUGACUUGUUGAUGAAGUUACGUGUGAACGUUGAUAUUGUAUAUACUUUGUAUAUUUUACAUAGGAUACCAAUAAAUGUUUCUUUCUAUAUAACAAA
Molecule: messenger RNA, 3857 nt
Organism: Macrobrachium nipponense
Lineage: Eukaryota; Metazoa; Arthropoda; Malacostraca; Decapoda; Palaemonidae
Exons: 13
Coding region: 210-1949 (579 amino acids)
Molecular function (GO): protein binding
Source: RefSeq, a predicted model, not a curated record